GCAUUUCCUGCAAGGGCAUCGAUCACUGGGACCGCGGAAAGACAGAGGCAUGUGAGCUCACUGCUACGGAUGCUGGCAAGCGAAUUGCCGGCGCAGCCCUGCCAUCAACCUUCAGCGUGCGCUAUGCUAAUGGUCCACUCUUUGAGAUUCUUGACUCCUGCGUGGAGUCCUUUGUGGAUUUCCAAUCGCAGCUUCGAGGGAAGCGCGGCACCUACCCGCCACUGAUGAAAGGCUCUCCGGCGCUACUGGGUGGCCCUUUGGGCAAAGGUCGGGUGCUUCUUGUGUCACCUCACAUCGAAGGCACCCCGGCGCUGGGCAACUGCUUCCGCAGCUUCGUGCGCUGGACGGCCGAAAGCGAAUGUCGACUUGCGGAGGAGGUUGCGGAGGAGGCUCGAGACGUCCAGGAGGCACCGGCCGCCGCCACCUGCACAGUUCGUGUCAACUCGGUGACUGACAAGCAGCCGGAGCUGGGGAUGGCGCAGGUGGAGGUGGGGGCAGACCAGAAGCCCACCGAGGCCGAGAUUGUGAAGAUCUUUCAGAAGUUUGAUCUCAACCAGGAUGGCUUGCUGGAUGUUUCAGAAUUGGAGAUCUUGCUCAGCAGCUUGGGUGAGGAGGACCUUGGCCUUGGGGACCUGGUUGCGAAGAUGAAGCUGCAAGAGAGCAAAGGGAUUCCUUAUGAGGAGCUAGUUGCUUGGGUCUUCGGGGCUCCCUGUUCCUUCGACCGUCCCGACGUAGAAACAGACGGAGAGGAAGAUGCCAUCAUGGAUAAGAUUUCCAUGAUCCGGAUGCAAUGCUUGGCCCAAUUCCGCAGCGUCGGCGAGACUGAGAUGCCUGGAACCACGGAACCCGGACCUCCACAGCUCACCAGGACCUGCAGCGACGGGUGCACCGGAAAGCAGCAGGUCGUGUCGAACGAGCGGCUGGAGGCAUCUGUGGUUGCUAUCCAGCGGGCGGCGCGAGCGCGUGCCAUGAGCAAGGGUGCCGAUGAAAUCGUGGGUGCCAUGACUUCCACUGAGGAGGCCAAACCUGAGGCUCCUGAAGCCAAGGCAAAGCCCAAGGUGGCUCCCAAACCUGCUUCAAAGGCUCCCCCUCCCAAAGCUUCGCCCCCUCCACCCUCGGGACCCAUUCUGAAGCGCGGUGGCCUCGACUACAUCUGCUGCCUUGAGGGGCCUGUGUUGAUCACUGCACCGCACUCGACCAAGAUCGUUCGCGGAGGUGGAGAGACGCAGGAGCGAACACGCAACCACAAGCGUGAGCGCUGGACUGCAGAGAUGCUUGGCUUUGCUAAGACUGGCCUUCGAUGA
Molecule: messenger RNA, 1304 nt
Organism: Symbiodinium pilosum
Lineage: Eukaryota; Dinophyceae; Suessiales; Symbiodiniaceae
Source: the annotation of a GenBank genome assembly